Molecule: messenger RNA, 1969 nt
Organism: Solanum pennellii
Lineage: Eukaryota; Viridiplantae; Streptophyta; Magnoliopsida; Solanales; Solanaceae
Product: extensin-2-like
Exons: 1
Coding region: 21-1649 (542 amino acids)
Source: RefSeq, a predicted model, not a curated record
UCCUUUUCUUUACAAUCAAAAUGAGAAGAAGCUUAGGGAAUUUGGGGCAAUUGCCUCUAUUAGCAUUUGCUUUGGCAAUUUGCUUUGUAGCUAGCACUGUUGUUGCUGAUUACUCUUAUGGCUAUACUUCUCCUUCACCUACUUACACCACUAAGAAGUACUACAAAUCACCAUCUCCAUCUCCAUACUACAAGAAACCGGAGAAACAUGCUGAACAUUCUCCGUCACACUAUUACAAAUCCCCUACUCCUUCAAAGCAUUACUACAAAUCACCGGUAGUAGUGAAGUAUUACAAAUCGCCGGCUCCUUCAAAGAAAUACUACAAGUCGCCUUCCCCUUCAAAGUACUACUACAAGUCCCACACCCCUUCAAAGAAGUACUACAAGUCACCAUCCCCUACAAAGUACUACAAAUCUCCACCGCCUGCAAAAUACUACAAGUCACCUGCUCCAUCAAAGCAUUAUUACUACAAGUCACCAUCCCCUGCAAAGUACUACAAAUCUCCGUCGCCUGCAAAAUACUACAAGUCGCCUGCUCCAUCAAAACAUUAUUACUACAAGUCACCAUCCCCUGCAAAGUACUAUAAAUCUCCGUCACCUGCAAAAUACUACAAGUCACCUGCUCCAUCAAAGAACUAUUACUACAAGUCACCAUCCCCUGUAAAGUACUAUAAAUCUCCGUCACCGGCAAAUUACUACAAGUCACCAUCCCCUGUGAAGUACUACAAAUCUCCAUCACCUGUAAAAUACUACAAGUCGCCUGCUCCAUCAAAACACUAUUACUACAAGUCACCAUCUCCAUCACAAUAUUACAAAUCACCCGCUCCCUCUAAAUACUAUAAAUCGCCGCCACCACCACCAACAUAUUACAAGUCACCAGUUUAUUACAAGUCUCCACCACCACCACCAACUUAUUAUGAGAAAUCACCUUCUUACUACAAAUCCCCUCCACCUCCACCAUAUUACAAAGAAUCUACCCCUUACUACAAGUCCCCUCCACCUCCACCAUACUACAAAGAAUCUACCCCUUACUACAAGUCCCCUCCACCUCCACCAUACUACAAAGAAUCAACCCCUUCCUACAAAUCCCCACCACCUCCACCAUACUACAAAGAAUCUACCCCUUACUACAAGUCCCCUCCACCUCCACCAUACUACAAAGAAUCUACGCCUUCCUACAAGUCCCCACCACCUCCCUCAUACUACAAAGAAUCUACACCUUCCUAUAAAUCACCUCCACCUCCCCCAUACUACAAAGAAUCUACGCCUUACUACAAGUCCCCUCCACCUCCACCAUACUACAAAGAAUCUACGCCUUCCUACAAGUCCCCACCACCUCCCCCAUACUACAAAGAAUCUACCCCUUCCUAUAAAUCACCUCCACCUCCUCCAUACUACAAGGAAUCUACCCCUUCAUAUAAAUCUCCUCCACCUCCCCCAUAUUACAAAGAAUCUACGCCUUCCUACAAAUCCCCACCACCUCCACCAUACUAUAAAGAAUCUACCCCUUCCUAUAAAUCACCUCCACCUCCCCCAUACUACAAAGAAUCUACACCUUCCUAUAAAUCACCUCCCCCUCCACCAAAGUACUAUGAGCAAUCGCCUACAAAAUACAACUCACCACCUCCACCAUCACCAAUCUAUUAUUAGCAAACUCCCACCUAUGCCUCACCCCCAUCCUCGCCAACGUACCACUAAACAUUCAAUAACUCUAUUGUUUCCAUGAUUUUUACGGUCUAUUUUGAUUCCAUUUCCCUUCCAAAAUUUAAUGUAUGUUAGUCGAAAUGAUCGACUUUAUUUAUCGUGUGUUCGAUAUUGUUUUGUUCAAAUAGUUUAUAUGAUGUAUUACUUGAGAAUUAAUUAAGUAUUCCUCAUUGUAUCAAGAUUAAUAGUUUGUUAUUUAUUUUCUCUUCUUUGUGUAAUAGUUUUGUAUUCAAAUCGUUAAAUGAAAUGAGGUGGUAUUGUCCCUA